Molecule: messenger RNA, 1536 nt
Organism: Neltuma alba
Lineage: Eukaryota; Viridiplantae; Streptophyta; Magnoliopsida; Fabales; Fabaceae
Product: MLO-like protein 6
Exons: 15
Coding region: 1-1536 (511 amino acids)
Biological process (GO): defense response
Cellular component (GO): membrane
Source: RefSeq, a predicted model, not a curated record
AUGGUGGGAGUAAGCGGAGGAAGAAACUUGGAGGAAACCCCAACAUGGGCCGUCGCUCUUGUUUGCUUUGUCUUGAUCCUGAUAUCCAUCAUCAUCGAACACAUCCUCCAUCUCAUCGGAAAGUGGUUGAAGAAGAAGCACAAGAGCGACCUGUACGAGUCGCUGGAAAAGAUUAAAUCAGAGCUUAUGUUGCUGGGAUUCAUAUCGUUGUUGCUAACGGUAGGACAAGAUCCAAUAUCAAGAAUAUGCGUAUCAGAACAAGUUGCAGGGACGUGGCACCCUUGCAGUAAGAGAGAAGAAGUGAUGAUGCAUGAAGUUGGCCGGACCGGCGCUGUCAAUCCCCGACGUGUUUUAGCCGCCGGAGGAAGUGACAAAUGCACAGCCCAGGGUAAAGUGCCGCUAGUGUCACCGGAGGGUAUUCAUCAGCUUCAUAUAUUUAUAUUCGUGUGGGCUGGUUUUCAUGUCCUUUGCUGCAUACUCACACUGGCUCUGGCCAGAGUGAAGAUGAGAAGUUGGAAGCGAUGGGAAGAAGAAACAAGAACAUCUGAGUACCAAUCCUCACACGAUCCUGAGAGAUUCAGAUUCGCAAGAGAAACAUCUUUUGGGAGAAGGCACCUGAGUUUCUGGACACAAACUCCAGUUCCCAUUUGGAUUGUUUGUUUUUUCAGGCAGUUUGUGAGGUCAGUUCCUAAAGUGGAUUACUUGGCCUUGAGACAUGGCUUUAUCAUGGCACAUUUGGCCCCUCAAAAUCAAGAGAAGUUCGAUUUCAGGAAAUAUAUAGGCAGAUCAUUGGAAGAGGAUUUUAAGUUCGUCGUGGGACUCAGUCCUCCAUUCUGGUUUUUCGCCGCGUUCUUUCUUCUGUUUAACACUCACGGAUGGUACUCUUACCUAUGGUUUCCAUUUAUCCCUCUGAUUAUCAUUCUAGUGGUAGGAACAAAGCUGCAGGUGAUCAUAACAAAAAUGGCUCAGGGAAUUCAACAAAAAGGAGAAGUUGUGAAGGGAGAGCCGGUGGUAGAGCCUGGAGAUGACCUCUUCUGGUUUAAGCGACCCCGCCUCAUUCUGUAUCUCAUUAAUUUUGUGCUCUUUCAGAACGCUUUCCAGCUUGCUUUCUUUGCGUGGACCGUGUGUCAAUUCGGUCUCAAGUCUUGUUUCAAUUCGCAAACGAUGGAUGUGGUGAUAAGAAUCUCGAUGGGGGUGUUUGUUCAAAUCCUGUGCAGCUACGUGACGCUUCCUCUCUACGCUCUGGUCACACAGAUGGGUUCAACCAUGAGGCCGACGAUAUUCGACGAGAAAAUAGCAAUGGCAAUAAGGAGCUGGCAUAUGAAUGCGAAGCAGCAGGUCAGACGGAACAGGGGAUCGGCGUCGGUGACUCCGUUGAUAAGCAGACCUACGAGUCCCAGCAACAGGAUACAUCAUCACCGUACCCAAGGGGAUUCCUCUUCCUCGCAGCAUAGCAGCAGUGAAGAUGGUUCUUCAUUGUAUCGACAAGACCUGGAAAUCGGUUGCUUGGGCCAUCAUGUCGGGGACUCACAAUGA